AUGAGCUUAAAUUUAGAAUUAGGAGUUAGAACAAUCGCAAAAGAAAACGUUGAGAUUGAAUUCAAAGUUGCGAAGUCAGAACAAAUGCUAUCACAAAAUGACUCACGGAAUGUGUAUACUAUCGUAUCGGAAGAAAAGAGCAAUUUUAUUGUUUCUCAAAAUGAGAAUGAUCUCACAUCCAAAUUAGAUGAUACCGGGGAAACCAAACAGGUAAAUAUAUUCGUCCCAAAAGAACAACCUUUGGAUAUCAGCGAGGUUAAAGACUUGAAAAUGUGGAUAUUGAUUAAUUUCUGGAUUCAAAGUGUAAGGGAAGAGAUUACUCAGAUUAUUAAAGACAAAACUUCGGAAUCAAAACUUAUUUUCUAUUAA
This is a messenger RNA of Acaulospora morrowiae, 369 nucleotides long. Lineage: Eukaryota; Fungi; Glomeromycota; Glomeromycetes; Diversisporales; Acaulosporaceae. The record is from the annotation of a GenBank genome assembly.